GGCAUUUGCGCUGUUUUGACUUGAACUAAUGGGGAAUAUACAUACAGUGGGGCCCAGUGAAGCCCUCGUCAUUUCCGGUGGAUGCUGUGGAGCUGCGAAAGUGCGUACAAUAAUUGGUGGGUGGGGUUGGGCUUGGUGGCUUGUCACUGAGGUUCAAAAAAUUUCUCUAGGAGUUAUGACUCUAAAUCCAGUCUGCGAGAAUGUGGAAACAUCAGAAGGUGUUCCUUUAACUGUGACAGGCGUGGCACAAGUCAAGGUGAUGCGGGAUGACAAACUGCUUGAGGCAGCAUGUCAACAAUUUUUAGGGAAAAAACAACGAGAUAUUCAAAACACUAUACUUCAAACGAUGGAAGGACAUUUAAGAGCUAUACUCGGCACUUUGACAGUGGAAGCCAUUUAUCGUGAUCGCGAUCAGUUUGCUGCUCUUGUUCGAGAGGUGGCAGCACCAGAUGUAGGACGAAUGGGAAUUGAGAUAUUAAGUUUUACCAUAAAAGAUGUUUAUGAUCGUGUGGAAUACUUAAAUUCUCUGGGACGUGCACAAACAGCGAACGUCAAAAGAGAUGCUGACAUCGGAGUUGCUGAAGCAGAACGUGAUGCUGGAAUCAAGGAAGCAGAAUGUGAUCGUUGUCGUUUGGACGUUCGUUAUUCAGCCGAUACGCAUAUUGCUAAUUCAAGUCGUGAAUUUCAAUUGAGGAAGGCUAGUUUUGAUCAAGAGGUUAAUACAGCUCGUGCAGAAUCUGAAUUGGCCUAUAAAUUACAGGCUGCUAAAGAGAGACAAAAAAUUCGAAAAGAAGAAGUGAACAUUAAUAUUGUUGAACGUCGUAAACAAAUUGAAAUUGAAGAAAAAGGCGUAUUAUGUACUGAAAAAAAUAUGGAUGCCACUGUACGACGUCCAGCUGAAGCAGAAGCUUAUAGACUACAACAAAUAGCUGAGGGUUAUAGAUCACAAAAAAUUCUUUUAGCUCAAGCUGAGGCCGAUGGUAUUCGUCUUAAAGGUAUUGCUAAAGCUGAAGCUAUGGAAGCUGUUGGACGGGCAGAAGCUGAGAGAAUGCGUUUGAGGGCUGAAGCUUAUAGUAAAUACGGUGAUGCUGCUAUUCUAAAUCUCAUAUUGGAUACAUUACCGCAAAUAGCUGCUGAAGUUGCUGCUCCACUGAGCAAAACUAAAGAAAUUGUUAUUAUGAAUGGUUCUAAUGGCGAACCGGCUACUUUACAAAGUCUCACUAAUCUGGGCAAAGAUUUUACUACAUUAGUUGGGACUGUUCCACAUGCUAUUCGAGCUCUAACAAAUGUUGAUCUCAGUCAGUUGGAAAUAUAUUAUGCGUGAAAACAUUGCAAAGCUUACUUGAUCUGAUAUGCAGCUUUUCAGAACACAAAAUUUACUCUUCCUAUCGUAUUCAAUCAUAUUGUGGUGUAAGCUACUUAUAGGGACAGGUAUAAGUGUGGUGUAUGCUGCUUCUUCUGACAGAGAUAAAUAAUAUGUAGCAAAAAUCGGGUGUGGAAUGCAUGCCAGCAGAAGAUUGAAUUGAAGAAACAGAGCAAUUGGAAUAACAACAGAAUUGAAAAAAGUCAUGAAGCGUGUAGAAGGCAACUGAUGGAGGAUUUGCAAAUAAUAUAUUCAAUGUUUGAUUUCCAUAUUUUACGAAGGCACUGGGUAGUUCUGCACUAAACAAUAUAUUGGUUUUCUCCAACUCAGUUUUCGUUCAUUGCAUAUGUAGUAUGUAUCGGCGAUCCAAAGUAGGAUUGUUACCAACAGAAGAGGAAAAUGAGAAGGGGAAAAAGCAAAGGUAGUUGGAUUAUCAACAGAAACUGAAAAACGAUCGAGUUUGGAGGAGACAAUUUAAGGAAGUUGUUCAAAUGUUGUAUUCAAUGUAUUGUUUUCGUGUUUUACAAUUCCAGAGUAGACUAUUAUUAAAGUCCUUUUUGAGUGAUUCACUGGGUUGUUCCAAACUGUGUAGAAAAUUCGCUGUAGAGAUAAUCGGUUUCUUUUAGAGCUCAGAAUAUUUUAUGUGUGGAUUUCUAGGGAUAAUAAUACUAAUUCAUAGUUAUUAUUUCUCACUGUGUAAAAGUGUCACAAUGUCAACCAGAAAAGCAAAUCUAAAAAUAUUCCAGUAAUUUUUGUCGUUAAUAGUCAGCUACUAUGAUUUUGUUUGGUUGUAUACGAAAACUUAUGAGUAUUCUAAUAUUUUUAUGGGAAGUACAACUCAUCAGUGUUAUUGUUGACUGCUGAAGCACAAAUUACGUAAUAAGUAGGGAUUUUUAGCGUAAAAGUUAAUCAAUGUUACUUGACCUAUUUCAUGAGAUCAUCUAUCAGUCUGUUAAUGGUUUCAUAAAUCAGCAGUAUGUUAAUUUGUAAAAUGCUUUCUAGAUAAAUCAUAGUUAUAUGGACAUUCUGGUUUGAAACAGUUUGUACUUUGAAUAGUGUGUUAAUUAAAAAACCCCGUAAGAUAUGUGGCCUAAUGGUCAAAACAUUCUAUUCAGAAACAAUAAGUAGCGUAUCUAAAUCCCACUUUAUCUAUUACAUUCUAGGCAUAAGUAUUAUUAUUAUCAGCCCUCAUACAAUGUAUGUAGUUCAAAGUUACGUACACAAAUCCUAGGUGUCUGUCUAUGAGUAAAACCAAAGUUAACAAAUUACAAUUAGGAUACAAAUGGUAUAUUAAAGAAAGAGAUAAUAACAGUUGUUAUGAAAGGAAUGUUACUUGUAAACCGCUCUCUGAGAUAACAUCUAGAAAUGAGUUCACUUGAUUAACGAAGAUUCCUCUGCGCGAGAUGGCACCAACGGCGUGAUGAGGAAGAAUGGAUUCAAUAAUAUUAUUUAAUAACAAUCCGGGCCAAAAAUCCAAUGUAGUGUAGGAAGGCCUAAAAGGACGUUAUAACACUAUUAUAGUCUUCAAUCAAAGGCCGUGGCCAAUAAAGCAGAAGAACAGACGGUAGAGAAUAGUGUUUUAUAUAUUUCAACCAACGCGGUAGAAUAUUUGUAUAUAGAGCGAAUGGAAUAGAACGAAGCAAAACGACGCGCAGUGGAGAUGGCGGGUAAGCCAACUCCCAUUUAAACAAGCGUUAAUCAAUAUUUAUAGUUACACAAAAGUAAGUUACAGACACGUGAUGAGUAAUAGGAUAAGAAAUGUACACACACCUACGCGCUCACAUAAAAACAGUCAAGAUUGAUAAGCGAACAAAGUCAGAAUGUGACUCAAGUAGGAUGAAUAGAAUAGGCUGUCCGGAAGCUUGAAUACGGUAUAUGGGCUUAACAUAAUAACCGACACUACAGG
Messenger RNA from Schistosoma margrebowiei, 3269 nucleotides. The record is from the annotation of a GenBank genome assembly. Lineage: Eukaryota; Metazoa; Platyhelminthes; Trematoda; Strigeidida; Schistosomatidae.